Molecule: messenger RNA, 231 nt
Organism: Maudiozyma saulgeensis
Lineage: Eukaryota; Fungi; Ascomycota; Saccharomycetes; Saccharomycetales; Saccharomycetaceae
Source: the annotation of a GenBank genome assembly
AUGGUAUCAACUCCAGAAUUAAAGAAAUACAUGGAUAAGAAAAUUAUUAUUCAAUUAAAUGGAACUAAAAAAAUAGCAGGUGUCCUUCGAGGUUAUGAUAUAUUCCUUAAUAUAGUGGUAGAUGAUGCUAUUGAAAUAGUAUCACCAAAGGAUAGCAUUCCCCUUGGUGUACAAACAGUAAUUAGGGGGAAUUCCAUACGAUCAAUAGAAGCCUUAGAUACGGUAGUAUAG